AAGCCUCGAAAGACGCAAACAAUCAGUUGGGCUCUAUCUAACUUUCUCUCGCGUCACUCUGCAAAAUGUCCAGCUAAAGACUACAGAGAGAACCGAGUCUUUGAGAGAGGCGCUUACUCCCCCCUAUCCUGGCACCUCCGCUCUCGCUCUUCUUACUUUUCCAUAUCCAAUUCUCUUGUUUCUUCGUCUUCUAUGGAGUUUGAAGUGAGGCAUGUCGGUGGAAUUGAAAAUUGCUUUGUAUCCCUCCCUUUCCAACUACUACAAACCCUCGAAUCCACUCGCCCUGGUGGUAUCCUCCCUCAAGUUCUCACCCUCGAGCUUCGCUCUCCAAGCAUAAACAACCAAUGGGUUGUAGCUUGGUCCGGCGCUACCUCUUCUUCUUUCGCUAUUGAGGUUUCUCGACAGUUUGCGGAUUGCAUUUCCUUGCCGGACCAUACCAGUGUUCAAGUCAGAGCUGUUUCAAAUGUGGCAAGUGCUACAUUGGUAACUAUAGAGCCCAGUAGUGAGGAUGAUUGGGAAGUUUUAGAACUUAACUCGGAGCAAGCGGAGGCAGCCAUAUUAAAGCAGGUCAGGAUUGUCCAUCAAGCAAUGAGAUUUCCUUUGUGGCUGCAUGGUCAUACUUCUGUCACAUUUCUUGUGGUUUCAACAUUUCCCAAGAAUGUGGUGGUUCAACUUGUGCCAGGAACUGAAGUUGCUGUUGCUCCAAAGAGACGCAAAACGGAUGUAAACAAACAAGAUACUGUGAUACAGUCGUCUAAUAAAGAGUUCAAUAGUGCAAAGGCAUUAUUGCGUCUCCAGGAUUCAGAUAGAAGAUUCUUCCACAAAAGUGAGGUCAAAGGUGUUGAGCUGGGUAUUGUGCUCUCUUCUGUUGCUUACAUGCAUCCUGAAACUGCCAAAAAAAUUUCACUGGAUUCUCAUCAGUUGGUUACUGUUGUACCAAGAUUAUCAUCCAAAGGGACCAUGAGAACACCUGAAAAUGAUGUUAUGAGGACAAAAACUUCUUCUACCCUUAAGGAAAUUAAUAAUGAUACUUUGACUGAUAAGAAAGAAUAUCGCCAAGCAAUUGUUCGCAUUUUGUUUUCAGAUUCAGUGGCUAAAGGACAUCUAAUGAUAGCACAGUCUCUUUGUCUGUAUUUGAGAGUGAGCCUGCACUCAUGGGUUUAUUUAAAGAUGUGCAAAUCAGAUUUGAGGGAAGAUAUUGCCUCUCUAUCGCUUUCUCCUUGCUACUUUAAGAUGCCUGGACAGGAUAAGUCUAUUGAGAAGAAUGGUCUUGAAGUGCUUGAUAGUCAUAGAGGUCGAAAGCCAAGAAACAUGCUUUCAGAAACCAUCUCAGGCACCUAUGUGGGUACUGUAGAUGUUUCAAUCCAUGACAAAAUUGUUACUGCUCUUUCACAUGACUUGCAUUGUAAAGAGGAUUUAGAUACCACUUCUCAGUCUGAUAAUAGACAGGGAUUAAGAAGACUUCUUCAAGCCUGGUUUCUUGCACAACUUGAUGCUAUUGUUUCAACUUCUGGAGUGGAAGCUAAUUCAUUAGUUUUAGGAAAAGAAACUGUAUUACACUUUGAAGUGAAAGGAUGUGACUUUGAUAAGUUUAAGGUACAGGCUUCAAAUGAAUCAGUUGAGAACAGAAAAAACAUUGGUGAAGUACCACUUGAAUUUCUAUUUUUGCUGACCAUUUCUGGGGAAUCUCUACAUGCUGGAAAAGUUAACUCAUACAAGCUUACCUUUGACAAAAGCAAAAGGGAUAUUUUAGCAGGCAUGGAGUUGUUUGGAAAACUGAAGUUGGGUGACCCUGUAUCCUUGUAUACACUCAAGGAGAGAAGCCCCGUCAAAGGCUUUAGUACAAAUAUAUCUUCUUUAAGCUGGAUGGGAACAACUGCUACUGAUGUAAUUAAUAGAAUUAAGGUGUUACUGUCUCCUGCUUCUGGGAUGUUAUUCAGUAAUUACAAUCUUCCUCUCCCUGGACAUGUUUUGAUUUAUGGACCUCAUGGUUCUGGUAAGACUAUUUUAGCAAGAGCAGUUGCAAAGUCCCUUGAAGAAUGUCAAGAGCUUUUAGCACACAUAGUGUUUGUAGGCUGCUCUGGCCUUGCUCUAGAAAAGGCCUCAACCAUUCGUCAAGCGCUUUCUGGUUACAUAUCUGAAGCUUUGGAUCGAGCACCAUCUCUCAUUAUCUUUGAUGAUCUUGAUAGCAUUAUUUCAUCCCCUUCUGACACAGAAGGGCAUCAAUCGUUAACCUCCGUUGUUUCUCUUACAAAAUUUCUCACAGACAUUAUGGACGAAUAUGGGGAAAAAAGGAAGCACUCAUGCGGAAUUGGACCCCUUGCUUUUAUAGCUUCCGCGCAGACUCUGGAGAAUAUUCCACAGUCAUUAAGCUCUUCAGGUCGGUUCGACUUUCAUGUACAAUUGCCCGCUCCUGCUGCCUCAGAACGCCAGGCUAUACUAAGGCAUGAAAUCCGGAGGCGUUCCCUUCAAUGUUCUGAAAAUAUCUUGUUAGAUGUAGCUUCCAAAUGUGAUGGUUACGAUGCAUAUGAUCUGGAAAUAUUGGUUGAUAGAACUGUACAUGCUGCAAUUGGACGCUUUCUGCCUUCUCAUUGUACUUUGGAAAAGCACGAGGUACCUACUUUGGUCAGGGAUGAUUUUUCUCGGGCAAUGCAUGAUUUCCUUCCUGUUGCCAUGCGCGACAUUACUAAAUCUGCUCCUGAAGGUGGUCGCUCUGGGUGGGAUGAUGUUGGCGGUCUGAAAGACAUAAGAAGUGCUAUUAAAGAGAUGAUUGAAUUGCCUUCAAAGUUCCCAAACAUUUUUGCUAAAGCUCCUUUAAGAUUGCGAUCAAAUGUUCUCUUAUAUGGUCCUCCUGGUUGUGGCAAGACUCACAUUGUUGGUGCGGCUGCUGCAGCUUGUUCGUUACGAUUUAUGUCAGUGAAAGGGCCUGAACUGUUGAACAAAUAUAUUGGUGCUUCUGAGCAAGCUGUUCGUGAUAUCUUUGCGAAAGCUACAGCAGCGGCACCAUGCCUUCUCUUUUUUGAUGAAUUUGAUUCCAUUGCCCCAAAAAGAGGGCAUGACAAUACCGGAGUUACUGAUCGUGUUGUUAAUCAAUUUCUCACUGAAUUAGAUGGUGUUGAAGUAUUAACUGGUGUUUUCGUCUUUGCUGCUACAAGUAGACCAGAUCUACUGGAUGCUGCAUUGCUUAGACCUGGUCGGUUGGAUAGACUUCUUUUCUGCGAUUUUCCAUCUCAGCAGGAGAGGCUGGACAUCCUUUCUGUUCUUUCUAGAAAGCUGCCGCUGGACGAUGAUGUUGACUUGGAUGCCAUAGCUUAUAUAACAGAAGGAUUUAGCGGAGCUGACCUCCAAGCUCUUCUGUCAGACGCACAGCUUGCAGCAGUUCAUGAACACCUGAGUGCAGAUAGCGGUAAACCAGGGAAAAUGCCAAUUAUAACUGAUGCCUUGUUGAAGUCUGUUGCUUCCAAAGCAAGACCGUCCACUUCUGAAUCUGAGAAGCAGAGGCUAUAUAGCAUAUAUAGCCAAUUCUUGGAUUCAAAGAAAUCUGCUGCUGCUCAGUCAAGGGAUGCAAAAGGCAAAAGAGCUACUCUAGCAUGACAAAUGAACAUAACGAUUCUCUGUCACACUCAAUGAGUUGGGAAUUCCCAAAUGAUUAGUAGAAAAAGCCACGUUAAUUGAAAGAUGAGAACAUACCGUCACCCGCAUUUUCCUCCCUCCAUGCUGAGUAGGUAUAGCCUUCGUUCAUUUCCAAUAUUUGGAACUUGUUUUGAUGUAUCAGGCUAUGUAUAGGGUUUGUUCGUUUAUUGUCAAGGGAAUUCGUAUAACGCAAACGUAAAGGAUAAUUAAGUAAACUUGGUUAAUUCCCAAAUUAACUACAAAUGUGGCAUCGCUAGUUCAAACAUGGAUGAACCAGAAUCAAAUUAAAUACGACACAAUUGGUUUCGUGUG
Manihot esculenta (cassava) is the source of this 3945-nucleotide messenger RNA. Its product is annotated as peroxisome biogenesis protein 1. The coding region runs from base 193 to 3594 and encodes 1133 amino acids. NCBI's taxonomy places the organism in Eukaryota, Viridiplantae, Streptophyta, Magnoliopsida, Malpighiales, Euphorbiaceae. The transcript has 17 exons. Gene Ontology annotation, molecular function: ATP binding; ATP hydrolysis activity. The record is from RefSeq and is a predicted model, not a curated record. Gene Ontology annotation, biological process: protein import into peroxisome matrix. Gene Ontology annotation, cellular component: peroxisomal membrane; cytosol; peroxisome.